Molecule: messenger RNA, 951 nt
Organism: Pteropus alecto (black flying fox)
Lineage: Eukaryota; Metazoa; Chordata; Mammalia; Chiroptera; Pteropodidae
Product: olfactory receptor 52D1
Exons: 1
Coding region: 1-951 (316 amino acids)
Biological process (GO): G protein-coupled receptor signaling pathway
Cellular component (GO): membrane
Molecular function (GO): olfactory receptor activity; G protein-coupled receptor activity
Source: RefSeq, a predicted model, not a curated record
AUGCUCUCUUCAUCUGUUCCCAAUGACACUGCCUUCCACCCUUCCACCUUUAUUCUACUUGGAAUCCCUGGGAUGCAAGACCAGCAUGUUUGGGUUGCCAUCCCUUUCUGCUCCAUGUAUAUCCUUGCCUUGGUUGGCAAUGGCACCAUCCUCUACAUCAUCAUGACGGACAGAACUCUGCAUGAGCCAAUGUACCUCUUCCUGUGUCUACUUUCCAUUACUGACCUGGUACUCUGUUCAACCACAUUGCCCAAGAUGCUAACAAUCUUCUGGUUUAGGUCCCACGUAAUUUCCUACCAUGGUUGCCUCACCCAGAUGUUUUUUGUUCACACAGUCUUUGCCACAGAGUCGGCUGUUCUGCUGGCCAUGGCUUUUGACCGCUAUGUGGCUAUCUGCCGUCCACUUCAUUAUACAUCCAUCCUUAAUGCUGCAGUGAUUGGGAAGAUUGGUCUGGCAUGUGUGGUCCGUGGCUUUCUCUUUGUUUUCCCCUUUGUCAUCCUCAUUGAACGCUUACCCUUCUGUGGACAUCAUAUCAUUCCCCAUACCUAUUGUGAACACAUGGGCAUUGCCAAGCUGGCCUGUGCCAGCAUCAAGCCCAAUACCAUUUAUGGUCUCACUGUGGCACUUUCAGUCACUGGAAUGGACGUGGUCCUCAUCGCCACCUCGUACACCUUGAUCCUGCAAGCUGUGCUGCGUCUGCCCUCAAAGGAUGCCCAAUUUCGAGCAUUUAGCACUUGUGGAGCCCACAUCUGUGUGAUUCUUGUCUUCUAUAUUCCUGCCUUUUUUUCCUUUUUCACUCACCGCUUCGGCCACCAAGUACCUCCUCAUGUCCACAUUGUACUUGCAAAUCUCUAUCUUCUCGUGCCCCCUGUUCUCAAUCCCCUGGUCUACGGCAUUAACACCAAACAGAUCCGGUUGAGAAUAUUAAGCUUUUUUAUGCAGAGUAGGUAG